Molecule: messenger RNA, 3577 nt
Organism: Amphibalanus amphitrite
Lineage: Eukaryota; Metazoa; Arthropoda; Thecostraca; Balanomorpha; Balanidae
Gene: Top3beta
Product: DNA topoisomerase 3-beta-1-like
Exons: 2
Coding region: 667-3222 (851 amino acids)
Biological process (GO): DNA topological change
Cellular component (GO): nucleus
Molecular function (GO): DNA topoisomerase type I (single strand cut, ATP-independent) activity; DNA binding
Source: RefSeq, a predicted model, not a curated record
AAUCCUUGGUUUGAUCAUUUAUUGCCGGCACUGGGAAUUGCAAAUUACUGUAAAUUAGGUGCAUGGCCUUGAUAUUGGCCUAAAUAUGGCCUUGACGUGAAUCAUACUGCUGAAUUAGAACUCUGUCUCUGAGUGCACUCAAACACUGUAUCAAGGCCAUCUAUAGAGCACUGAGUAAGCACGUAAGAAGCACGUAAGCACCAGGGACCGGUCCGCACCGGUCGCCGCCUCAGACCAGAACCAGACCAGACCCGGCCACCCCAGCGGCCCGACCUCGGGCCAGUCACGGUCACGUGACUAGCGCCCGCGGCGCACACCAAGCCCCAACUCGGCGGCCAGCGCGCCGCCAGCCGGCCAACCGACCUGCUCACUAUAACUAUAAUCAACAACCUCUACAGAUAUAUUCGCGAAAAAAAAAACUGAAGGGGAGCGUUAAAACGCCCCCCAGCACCGAGCACGGUGCGUGUUAACUUGAGGCUGCUAAAUGCGUCAUUUUUAUGUCCCGUUAAGGUUGUGAUUGUGAUCACUGAGUCGCGAGUUUAUGACUUCCUAGGAGUGCUCCUCUAUAGAUGGCCUUGAAAGCUACCUGUGGAAAAGGGCCAAAAAGGGUUCAACCCCAGGCUUGGGUCAGCAAGUGAAGCGUUAUUAGUUACAAGUGGAGUAAAAAUGCGGAAAGUCUUGAUGGUAGCCGAAAAGCCAUCUUUGGCGUCCUCGAUCUCAGCUAUUCUAAGUAACGGACAAGCUUCUUCAAGGAAAGGCCGCAACGGAGCCUGCCACGUGCACGAGUGGAAUGGCUCGUUCAGGGGAGAGCCGGUCCGUUUCCGGAUGACGUCCGUCUGCGGCCACGUCAUGUCGCUCGACUUUAUCGGAAAAUACAACAGCUGGGAGCGCGUGGACCCGGCGGAGCUCUUCUCGGCCACCACCGAGAAGAAGGAAGCCACGCCGAAACUGCGAAUGCCUGAGUUUCUGGCGAGCGAGGCGGUCGGCUGCGACUACCUGGUGCUCUGGCUCGACUGCGACAAGGAAGGCGAGAACAUCUGCUUCGAGGUGCUGGCCGCUGUGCAGAGCAGCAUGAGCCGCCCUCCCCCGGACAGACAAACCAUCUUCCGGGCCCGCUUCUCAGCCAUCACCGACCGCGACAUCCGUGCCGCCAUGAGCAGCCUGGUGGAGCCCGACGAGAACGCGGCGCGCAGCGUCGACGCCCGCCAAGAGCUGGACCUGCGUGUGGGCUGUGCGUUCACACGCUUCCAGACCCGGCUCUUCCAGGGCAAAUAUGGUGACCUGGACUCGACGCUGAUCUCGUACGGCCCGUGUCAGACGCCAACGCUCGGUUUCUGCGUGGAGCGCCAUGACCAGAUCCAGUCCUUCCAGCCCGAGCAGUACUGGAAAUUGGCGCUCACCUGUGACGUGGACGGCGGCCAGCAGAUCGACUUCGAGUGGGCCCGCGUGCGCUGCUUCGAUAAAGAGGUGGCUUCCAUGUUCCUCAACCAGAUCAAAGAUAUCAAGUCAACAGUCGUUGACAGCGUUGUAAGCAAGGAGAAGGCGAAGGCACGGCCCCAGGCGCUCAACACGGUGGAAUUGAUGCGGGUUGCCUCGUCGGGCCUCAACAUGAGCCCCCACUACGCCAUGCAGAUCGCCGAGCGGCUCUACACGCAGGGCUACAUCAGCUACCCGCGCACAGAGACCACCCAGUACCCAGAGAACUUUGACCUGCUUGGCGCCGUGCGCCAGCAGCGCGACAGCGCCGUCUGGGGCGAGCAGGUGCGCGCCCUGCUGGAGGCCGGCCUGCGGCAACCUCGCCGCGGCGUCGACGCCGGCGACCACCCGCCCAUCACACCGAUGCGCCUGGCCAGCCGCCACACGCUGGACGACGACAGCUGGAGGAUCUACGACUACGUGGUGCGCCAUUUUAUCGCGACGGUGCACCGAGACUGUUCGUACCUGAGCACCACAGUGACGGUGCGGCUGGGCGGCCAGCAGUUCACCGCCACCGGCGCGCGGCUGCUGGACGCCGGCUUCACAGAGCUGAUGGACUGGCUGGCCGUGGGGCGGGCCGAGCCGCUGCCCCAACUGGCGCCCGCAGACCUGCUCAACGUCAGCGCCCUAGCUCUGACGGACCACUACACCUCGCCACCGGGCUACUUGACCGAGGCCGAGCUCAUCACGCUGAUGGAGAAGCACGGCAUUGGCACCGACGCCUCGAUCCCAGUCCACAUCAACAACAUCGGCCUGCGCAACUAUGUAACUGUGGAGGCGGGCCGCCGGUUGGUGCCCACCACACUGGGCAACACGCUGGUGCACGGCUACCAGAAGAUCGAUCCGGACCUGGUACUGCCCACGAUGCGCUCGGCCGUGGAGCAGCAGCUGAACCUGAUCGCGCUGGGGAAGGCCGACUUCCACUCUGUGCUCACUCACACGCUAAAUAUAUUCAAACAAAAGUUCCACUUUUUCGUCAAGAACAUCAGCUACAUGGACCAGCUCUUCGAGGACUCGUUUUCGCCGUUGGCCUCCUCUGGAAAGCCGUUGUCCAGGUGCGGUCGGUGUCGGCGCUACAUGAGACUGGUGGAGAGCCGGCCGCAGCGACUGCACUGCCAGCAGUGCGGCCACACGCUGGCCCUUCCCGCCGACGGCCUGGUCCGCGUCUACAACGAGAGCAAGUGCCCACUGGACGAGUUCGAGCUGGUCGUCUGGUCCGGUGGCAAGAAGGGUCGCAGCUUCGUGCUAUGUCCGUACUGUUACAACCAUCCGCCGUUCCCCGACAUGGGCAAGGGCUCGGGCUGCAACAGCUGCUCUCACCCGUCCUGCCGGCACGGUGUGAGCCAGACGGGUGUGUCGGCGUGCAGCUGCUGCGAGCGCGGCGUGCUGACGCUCGACCCCUCCUCGGCACCGCGCUGGAAACUCGUCUGCAACAGGUGUGACGUCGUUGUCAGCGCGUUCGACCAGGCGUCGCUGGUGGCAGUGAUGCCGGACGUCUGCGAACAGUGCGGCGCCUACCUCGUCCGAGUCGAGUACAGACCGGAGAAGUCGCGGCUGCCGAACAAGGCUGCACAGCUGACUGGCUGCGCGUUCUGUACUGCGGGGCUGACGCAGCUGGUACAGCUGAAACACGCCCAGCGCAGUGGUGGCCGGCCGCGCGGCGGACAGCGAGGUCGCGGCCGCGGCGGCGGGCCCGACCAGCCGCGCCGUGACAAGAUGGCCGAGCUGGCCGCCUUCUUCAUGUGAUGUGUGAUGCCCAAGUGGCUGAUCUACGGGGCAGUGGCACUGAGAGCCCGGUCCAGCACCCCGGGCGGCCCGGCCGGCGCACCGGCCUCUGGCCAAGUGCACCGACAAAAAAGUCCUCCAUCGUGGCGUGAACCAUUGCUUGAUUAUGGUGGUUGCUAGUUACCAAGUAAGUUAUGGUAAUUAGCAAGCAAGACCGGUUAGCAUGGAAAAUCUGUGAGAAGCUACACAUGCUCUGAACUGUAUGUGACCAUAACUGUAUGUGAUUUACAUGUGUACGAUGCAUGUUUUUUUGUUGGUUGACCCACUAACGGAAUUGAACCCAUAUGCUUUGCAAUAAAACUACUAUUUAUUUCAA